GUUUCAGGUAUUCGAUCAUAAUUCUAUUGUUCUUUUGUGUAGCAAUGAAAAAUUGACAACUAUCAUCUUAAAUAAAUUAUUCUCUUGUAUUCUACGUUAAUAAUCGUGUCCAUAAUAUUCUGACAUCAAUUUAAUUAUCGAUUACAAUGUCUGCAACAAAUGAUAGCACAGUGAAUAAUGAUACGAUGGAUCGAGAUCAAAAAAAAUCAGAUGAAGCGAAGGAUAAAUGCCAAAUUGAUGCAUCAACGACCGUGAAUGAAGACGUUGAUAUGGCCAUUGAUGAAAGGCAAGAUGAUCGGCCAUCCGAAUCAGCAACACCGAUGGAAGCGGAUGAUAUGGAAUCAAAAGCCGAUUCAUCUAAUGAACCCGACGAUUCUCAAUCGACAACGCCUGCCGAAUCAGCCGUGGACGAAUUUUCCAAAAUGAUCUCAUCCAAUGAUUUCGAUGCACGUGUCAAAGAAGAUCGUUCAAAACGUUUCGAUUAUCUACUCAAACAGACUGAAAUUUUCUCUCAUUUCAUGACAACUGGUGUGACACCAAUGGUUGAUUCAAGUACGACAGCCAAACGUGGUCGUAAACCAAAACCUAAAGAAACGCCGACAGCUCCUCCUGUAUCAGCACCUCCUGUAUCAGCACCUUCUGUAUCUGCUCCUACUACUGGUGAUCAUCGCCAUCGAAUGACCGAACAGGAAGAAGAUGAAGAACUACUUUCAGCUACAAAGAAACCAGUUGGUUUUUUUCGUUUCGAACAAAGUCCUACUUAUAUCAAAAACGGUGAAAUGCGGGACUAUCAAGUUCGUGGAUUGAAUUGGAUGAUCAGCUUAAUGGAGAAUGGCAUCAAUGGUAUCCUUGCCGAUGAAAUGGGUUUAGGCAAGACGUUGCAGACCAUCUCGUUGCUCGGCUACAUGAAACAUUAUAAGAAUGGCGCUGGUCCUCAUAUGGUCAUCAGUCCGAAAUCAACUCUGACUAACUGGAUGAAUGAGAUAAAGAAAUGGUGUCCCACGUUGAAGCCUGUUUGUCUAAUCGGAAAUCAAGACGCACGUAAUGAGAUUAUUCGCGAUGUCCUCAUGGGUCCGCCCAACAGUUUCGACGUGUUGGUGACAUCAUACGAGAUGGUUAUCAGAGAGAAGGGUGUGCUGAAAAAAUUCAAUUGGCGUUAUCUUGUCAUCGAUGAGGCUCAUCGUAUCAAAAACGAAAAAAGCAAACUAUCAGAAAUAAUUCGUGAAUUCAAAUCUACCAAUCGUUUGUUAUUGACCGGUACCCCGUUGCAGAAUAAUUUGCACGAACUUUGGGCUCUCCUCAACUUUCUGCUGCCCGACGUGUUCAAUUCAUCGGAUGAUUUUGAUUCCUGGUUUAACACCAAUUCCUGUUUGGGCGACAAAUCCCUUGUUGAACGUUUGCAUUGUGUUUUAAGACCAUUUCUUUUGCGUCGUUUGAAAAGUGAAGUGGAAAAAAAAUUACCCCCAAAAGCUGAGACAAAAAUUUAUGUCGGUCUUAGUCGAAUGCAACGGGAAUGGUAUACGCGAAUACUGAUGAAAGAUAUCGACGUUGUUAACAAUGCUGGUAAAUCAGACAAACUUCGACUAUUGAACAUUUUGAUGCAGUUGCGUAAAUGUGCAAACCAUCCAUAUUUGUUUGAUGGUGCUGAACCAGGUCCACCUUAUACGACAGAUAUGCAUCUUGUGGAGAAUAGUGGAAAAAUGUCAAUCCUUGAUAAGUUAUUGCCACGGCUUAAAGAACAGGAUAGCCGUGUCCUCGUUUUCAGUCAAAUGACUCGGAUGCUUGACAUUCUCGAAGAUUAUUGUCUAUGGCGUGGAUAUAAAUACUGCCGUCUUGAUGGCCAGACUUCACAUGAAGAUCGAGAACGAAGCAUAGAAGAAUAUAACAAACCUGAUAGCGAUAAAUUCCUUUUUAUGCUAAGUACACGUGCAGGUGGUCUUGGUAUCAAUCUGGCCACGGCCGAUGUUGUUAUCCUCUAUGAUUCAGAUUGGAAUCCACAAGCAGAUCUUCAGGCACAGGAUCGUGCACAUCGUAUUGGCCAGAAGAAAACUGUCCGGGUGUUUCGAUUGAUUACCGAAAACACAGUUGAAGAACGUAUCGUCGAACGAGCAGAAGUCAAAUUACGUUUAGAUACGUUGGUCAUCCAACAGGGAAGACUUGUCGAUUCGAAUGCCAACAAGUUAGGCAAAGACGAAGUAUUGGGUAUGAUUCGUCAUGGAGCCGAUCACAUAUUUGCAUCGAAAGACAGUGAAAUCACCGAUGAAGAUCUAGACGCAAUUCUCAAAAAGGGUGAAUCUAAAACUGAGGAGAUGAAAAAACGUCUCGAAACUUUGGGUGAAUCACAGCUAAAGAAUUUCACGCUUGAUACAAAUACCGACAGUGUCUAUCAAUUUGAAGGCGAAGACUAUCGAGAAACAAAAAUGGCCACUUUUGCUUGGAUCGAACCACCAAAGCGUGAACGAAAAGCCAACUAUGCUGUCGAUGCUUAUUUUCGAGAAGCGUUACGUGUUUCUGAACCAAAAGCACCCAAAGCUCCUCGGCCACCGAAACAGCCGAACGUACAAGAUUUUCAGUUCUUUCCACCUCGAUUGUUCGAAUUGUUAGACAAAGAAAUCUAUUAUUACCGAAAAACUAUCGGCUACAAAGUACCAUUGAAUCCUGAUCUUGGCGAAGGUGCUGAAAAACAACGAAAACAAGAGCAAAAAUUGAUUGAUAAGAGCGAACCUCUGACCGAGGACGAACAACAAGAGAAAGAAGAAUUGCUACAAGAAGGAUUUAUAAAUUGGUCACGAAGGGAUUUCAAUCAAUUCAUCAAGAUGUGUGAAAAAUAUGGUCGCGAGGAUAUUGAUUCAAUCUCCAAGGAGAUCGAAGGUAAAACGCCUGAGGAGGUUAUCGAUUAUGCUAAAAUAUUCUGGGAAAGAUAUCAAGAAUUGGCUGAUAGUGAAAAGAUCAUCGCACAGAUUGAAAAAGGUGAACAACGCAUCAAACGACGACAGGACAUCAAACGAGCUAUUGAAAUGAAAAUGCAACGGUAUUCUGCACCAUUCCAUCAGUUACGUAUCAAUUAUGGUGCCAAUAAAGGAAAGAAUUACAUCGAGGAGGAGGAUCGUUAUCUCAUAUGCAUGCUUCAUAAAUUGGGCGUCGAUCGCGAACAAGUGUAUGAAGAUCUGAAACUAGCCAUUCGAGAAGCUCCACAAUUUCGAUUCGAUUGGUUUCUUAAAUCUCGUACAACUAGCGAGCUGCAACGUCGUUGCAAUACACUCAUCACAUUGAUUGAACGUGAGAAUCAAGAAUUGGAAGAACGAGAAUUGGCCACCAAAAAGACAACCACGACUACAAAUCAACGAGGUAGUAAAUCCACCUCAUCUAAAGGAAGCGGAAGGACACGUAAAUAGCUCCACUACAAAAUUUAAUUUGAAAUUUCAUGUUCAUUAUAAAAAUUAUCAUAUUGUACUAUUACUAUUUCCCGUCAUUUUGUAUACAAUUCGAUUUUUUCCCUUUAUUUACAAUUCAAAUAAAUUAACAAUAAAUGAUACGUAUUUUAUAGAA
This is a messenger RNA of Dermatophagoides farinae (American house dust mite), 3549 nucleotides long. RefSeq names its product nucleosome-remodeling ATPase imitation SWI (gene Iswi). Gene Ontology annotation, molecular function: ATP binding; ATP hydrolysis activity; DNA binding. The record is from RefSeq and is a predicted model, not a curated record. Gene Ontology annotation, cellular component: chromatin; nucleus. Gene Ontology annotation, biological process: nucleosome organization. Lineage: Eukaryota; Metazoa; Arthropoda; Arachnida; Sarcoptiformes; Pyroglyphidae.